Messenger RNA from Pseudo-nitzschia multistriata, 3795 nucleotides. The record is from the annotation of a GenBank genome assembly. Lineage: Eukaryota; Bacillariophyta; Bacillariophyceae; Bacillariales; Bacillariaceae.
GACCUUUUUCGCAUGGCAGUUGUCCCCCCCCUGUACGGUGCGUGCGAGUUCGUACGGCUCGCGGUCCAGCGAUGAGGACGAUGAUCUCGGUGUCGGAGUCACCGGCGCCCGAGGGUCCGUCUUCUCCCUCGAGCCCUUCCCCAUCGGAAUCGACCAUGGUGGAUACGAACACGAACACGAACCAAAACAGCGCAAUUUCGAGCGCAAGCGCAAAGCCGAGCCACGCAAACACCGGCAGCACCCACGCGGGCAGCAUUUCAAACACCGGCGCCAAUGCAAGCAUCAACACGAGCGUCAACACGAGCGUCGACACCAGCACGAGCGGGAGCGCGACCGACGCCUCCGGGUUCUCCGAUGCCUACCAAACCCCGGCCCGGGCGCAAACGCAGAGGCAAACACAACGACAAACACAACGACAAAGACAAACCCCCAGGAGCCACUACCAUUCCGCCUGCCAGACCAUAGCCACCGACGAGGCCAUCGAAGCGGUGCCGAUCCAGCGGAAGCACCCCAAGCGGCUCUCGCGGUCGUCUCGCCUUGGCAAGGAAGGCGGCGGAUCCAGCGGGAACCCCCCCUCGAGGCAACAGCAACAGCGACAGCCCCGGCCCUCGGCCAAGACCCGUUCCCACCUGCACCGGCCCAGGGCGGUGGUGCAGGCAAUGCCGCCCACGCUUCAGGGAAGGCAAGCGAGGCAGUCGCAGGCACCCUCGCAGGCACCCUCGCAGGCCGCAAAACUGCAGACCCCGCAGCGGUCGCGGUCCCUGGUGGACGACAUGGAACCGCCGACGCCCUUCGAGGCGGGGAGGAGGGCCGCUUCCGGGGAUGCUCGUGCCUCCUUCGACCCAAACGAAAAGAAUGGUCCCACGAAAGGAGAGCCUUCGGGGGCGUCCUCCCCCGGGACCGUCGCCUCCUCCCUCUCGCAGGCCUCGUCGAAACUGGAGCGGCUCCGGCAGCGCCGGCGACAGCUGCAACAAGAAUUCGAAUUCCGGGAGCCGCCGUCUCCCUGCGUAUCGCUGCCGCCCGGGCUUCCCAGCGAAGGCGUGUGCGCGAGCCAAAGCAACGGCAUCGAAAACAGCGCGAACGGCAACCACAGCCACAACCACAUCCACAACCACAACCACAUCGUCGACACAGACACACCAACAAUCCCCGAGUCCAACAAUUCUCCCGGAGGAACACCGAGGAGCCCGCGUUCUUCCCCACCACCAAAGCAACCAAAGCAACCAACCAACAAAAGCCACGCUUGCAGCGAGACGAACCAAAUCCGGGAGAGCAAAGCCGGCGAAGACACCAAACCAGCCGAGACCAACAACAGCGACGACGGUGACGACGGCUUUGUCGAUCUCAGCGGCUUCUUUCUUCUCUUGCAGCGACGGGAAUGGACGGGGGCCUCGGAAUUCCUAAGGGAACACCCCACGGCGUCCGAGCAAACCAUCCUCUGCAAGAACGGCACCACGUCCCUCCUGCACAUUUUGCUGCGGCACGGUCCACCCCUGCCCGUGGUCGAGCAGCUCCUCGGACAGUACGAAGCCCACCAUCAUCGAUCGUCGCCCCCUUCCGAGAACGAACGCGGGGACCCUUCCUCCGAAACCACCAAAGCACCGCUGCCGGUCUGGAAGACCACCGACACCAGCGGCCGGCUCCCCCUCCACGCCGCCUGCUCCUGCGGACCCGAUGCCAACGCGGACGUCGUCCUCAGGGUCAUCCAGGCCGACCCGGACGCCCUGUUCGUCGCCACCUCCAACAGGGACAAGCGGCUCCCCCUGCACCUGGCCGUCGUCACCAACGCGUCGGAAAAGGUCGUCCGGGAGCUCCUGGUCCGCCACCCGGGGGCCUCCUUCGUCCAAGACGCCCACGGGAAGAUCCCUCUGGAGUACGCCCAGCUGGCCUGCUACGGGCACAACCGCCUGGUCGUGGCACUCGAGGCGGCCCCGAUGCUCCUGGCGGCCUCCCACGCGGGGGCCGAAAGGGUCCGAUCGGAAUGCGCCGCAACCGUGGCCUCGCUCAGGGAGGCCCACGUUUCCUCCGAGCGCAAGCUGGAAGAGCGGUGCGAGGCCCUCGAGCUGGAGAAGCUGGGGGAACGCCUGGAGGCGAGCGACGCGCUGGCGGACGAAAAGGAGCGGAACAUUUCCCUGCUGGAGGAACUGGUGGAGGCCAGGGGGGCCUCCAAUGCCCUCGAGAAGGAGAGGGAGAAGCUCUCCCGGGCCCUCGAACGGGAGCGCCUGGUGAGGCGGACCCGGAUGCAGCUGAGAGACGACGAGCUCAAGCGGAUAUUGUUCCGUGGGGGCCGAAGCGGCGGCGGCGAACACGUCGACGCCGACGCCGACGGAACCGCGGAACAAGCAGCGACGGCGACAGCGACAGCGACAGCGACAACCAGCGAACGGGCCGGAGGAACGAAGGACGCGUCCGGACGCGGGAGCGGAACAUUCCGGGAGGAGGAACAGAGUGAUUGUGGCGACGACGACGACGAAGUUUCCAUCUAUGGUGGCACCGCCGACGGCUCGCCAUCCAAGACACCCCUGCCGUUGCUGCUGGAACGCAUCUCCAGGGGAUACGAGACCAGCAAGCGCAUGAACCGAUCCUACCGGGAACAAAUGGAACGCCAGAGAGAAACCGUCCGCAACCUCAACCUCUUGUUGCUGUCGAAGGAAGAGGAACUCGUCCGGCUCCGCAAGACCUCGGGUGCCGACAAGGCCGCCCUGGCGGUGGCCAACGACAAGAUCGACCAGCUGGCGGUCCUGCAUCGGUCCGCCCUGGCCAAGCUCGCAAGGGUCAAGGACGAGGCCGACUCGUGGAAGAGGAGAGAAACAGAAGCCAAUCGGAAGCUCUCCUUCUCGGAGCGGAGGCGGAAGCUCCAGGAAAAGCGCCUCGAGGGGGUCCAGGCACUGAUCGCCUCGCUGGGAUCGCUCAACGACUUUGGCAACGAAACCGACAGCGAAGACGACGAAAACGAAAACGAAAACGGCGCAAGCGUUCGCGUUCGCGGCGAAACCAACGAUGGCGGCGAGCCCACCACCGCCGGGGAGACAAAACGCGCGUGCCCUGGUUCGACGAGGACCACAAACGAAGAAGGGCUUGCAACGGAGCGCACGACUGCAGAACGGACCGCCGGUGGGUUCCGGGAUGGCAAAUGCAGCAGCAGCAGCACCCCCAUGGGGCCCAGAAAGGCGGAUCCGUCGGAGGAACCGGCGGUGGAGGCCGCGAUUGCCAACGAACGCCACGGGUCCGGUGCCGAUGCAAUUAUUAUGGUGUCUUGCGACAAAAGGAUCGGCUCUGUUACCGGGAGAGGUACAACUCCAACAACUCCACAAAGCGCCACCGUUGCCACCACGGCUUUGUUCGGGGAGGCCAACUCCACAGAGGGGUCAUCGCCGCGGGUUUUGCCAUCAAUAGAUGGCGACGGCGAGGACACACCAUCGUCGCCAACCGUACCAAAAGCAUCGAACCGAACCGUUUCCAUGGGAACCCCCAUGACCGUCUCUAUCCGGACAGUGACGACGGCGGCCGCCGGUAGCGGUGGGGAUUGCACCGUCGAGGCGAGCGUGCCACACACACCACCGUUACCGGAGCAUGUUGGGGGCUAUCAUUCCAAGGGCGGCCGAGAAGACGAGGGAUGUUCUCCGCUCGCAACACCAAAGCUCGAGUCUCGAUGAAGUGGGGGUUCGGUUCGAUGCUUUUCGCGCCGUUCGGUGAACUGUUAUGGGGAAAGAACACCGCGGCGUCGAUAUGAUACGAUAGAAGUUCGUGGUGAACAAUUUAAAUUAUCAGUUUUAGAUCCAGAAAUCAUUGUGU